AGAAGGUCUGGAGAGAGAGGAUUUCAUUGCAAAACGAAAAGAUGGCAGCAAUUGAAGACGACUCGUGCAGGAGGGCAGGCUCGAUACCGUUCAAGUGGGAGGUCUGCCCUGGGACGCCCAAGCACACGAGGAGCGCGAGCGCCGCGGCGGCGGUGGCGGCAUCGCCUGCCAAGGUGGCGCCCAAGCUGACGCUGACGCCGCCUCCCUCCAUGGCGUCGUCGCCGUCGCCGUAUUACCACCACUCCGCGGCUUCGUCGCCUCGCGUCACCUCCGCGCGCUCGGCGUCGGUGUCACCCUCCCGGCGCCGGCCCUACGCGUAUGCCGGCGGUCACCGCCGAGCGCCGCCCACCGCCUUCAUCGACGCCGCGCCUCGGCCAGCGGCGAAUGAGUACGGCAGCGCCGCGCCUGAGCCAGACACGGCGGCGUUUGGGUGCUUCGCUCUGCCUAUGCUCCGGAGGAAAGGCAGCAAGAAAGGCGCCGGCCUCGGGUCCGCGUCCAGCUUCAGCUCCAGCUCCAGCUCGUCGGGAGGCAGCUUCAGGUCGGACGGCGGAGGGCUGGGGAUGCGGCGGUCGGCGUCGAUCUCAUCGGCCUCGUCGUUGCCACUGCCGCCCGGGAGGAGAUACGCCGCCCAAGCGAGGGCGGAGGUGGAUGCUGCUACUGGCCGUGGCUGGUACUUUUGACUAUUGUGUUCUGACUGGACGGCGACCGGCCGGCACGAGCGCUGCCCAGCAUUGUUGAAGAAAUAUAGGAGGAAGAUAUAACUUUGUGUGAUGAGAUGACGAGAUUUGAGAUCCCAGCUUUUGUGAAAAAUGUCUGGAGACUGUUUGCUUUUACUUAUUUGCUUCAUUAAGGGAGCAAAUGUGGAUGAACAGUUGCUCACAUGAUGUAACAACCGGGCAACAAAAUAAAAGGACCGUGAA
This is a messenger RNA of Triticum aestivum (bread wheat), 920 nucleotides long. RefSeq lists its product as uncharacterized. Bases 42 to 680 code for a protein of 212 amino acids. The record is from RefSeq and is a predicted model, not a curated record. The transcript has a single exon. NCBI's taxonomy places the organism in Eukaryota, Viridiplantae, Streptophyta, Magnoliopsida, Poales, Poaceae.